Molecule: messenger RNA, 1618 nt
Organism: Thamnophis sirtalis
Lineage: Eukaryota; Metazoa; Chordata; Lepidosauria; Squamata; Natricidae
Source: RefSeq, a predicted model, not a curated record
UGGAAAGUGCCAGUAGGUCUCUUCUGUCCGUGAAGCAGCAGAGGCUUCCGGCUGCCUGAAGCCACCCUGGGGGUCCCAGCAGGAGAGGGAGCUUGUGGUUCAAUCUGCAGCCCCUGAAGGGAGCUGAAAGUCGUAGCCGGAUGGAUAUUCCCAGGCUCUCUAACAUGGAGCUGGUCCCUCCUUCACCGUUGGUGUUGCUGCUGCUGGUGCUGCUGCUGCUGGUGCUCUGGGUCUCCUUCAGGUUAAACGGGAGGAAGAGGGGAAUGAAAGGUCCCCUGCCCCCUGGGCCCACCCCACUCCCCAUCCUGGGGAAUUUCCUCCAGCUGGACCGGAAGAAUCUGGUCCAGUCCCUGAUGAAGAUGGGCGAGGAGUACGGGCCGGUGUUCACCGUCUUCCUGGGACUGCAGCGGGUUGUGGUCUUGUGUGGCUACCGAGCCGUGAAGGAGGCCCUGGUGGACCAGGCGGAGGAGUUCGGUGGGCGAGGGCAGCUGCCCGCCUUCUCCAAGGACUUCAACCACCAUGGGAUCGUGUUUGCCAACGGGCCACGCUGGCAGCAGCUCCGUCGCUUCUCCCUCACCGUCUUGAGGACCCUUGGGAUGGGCAAGAGGUCCACUGAAGAGCGGAUCCAGGAGGAGGCCCAGUGCCUGGUGGAGGAGCUCCGGAAGACAGAAGGGACGCCCCUCGACCCCACCUUCCUUCUCAGUCGAGCCGUCUCCAACGUCAUCUGCUCCGUUGUGUUUGGGGAUCGGUUCCAGUACAACGAUGAAAAAUUCCUCCGGCUGAACAAGCUGAUAACGGAGCGCUUUCGCAUUGCAAGCUCAACCGAAGCCACGAGCAAGCCUCACUUGAUCCUUCUGCCCCUCAAAAUUAUAUCGAUUGUUUCUUGGCAAAGAUGGAGCAGGAAAAGCAGAACCUGGAUUCUGAGUUCUGCAUGGAGAAUUUGGUGAUGGCCGCUUUCAACCUGUUCUUUGCUGGCACGGAAACCAUCGGCACCACCCUGAGAUACGGCUUCCUCAUCCUGAUGAAGCACCCCCAGGUCCAAGAAAAGCUCCAGGAGGAGAUCGACCGAGUGAUCGGGGCCGGCCGCUCGCCCUCGGCUGAGGACAGGAGGCAGAUGCCCUACAUGGAGGCAGUGCUGCACGAGAUCCAGAGGUUCAGUGACAUCCUGCCCAUGGGCCUCCCCCAUGCCGUCACUCGAGACACCUGCUUCAGGGGAUAUGCCAUCCCGAAGGGGACCUACGUCUACCCCUUGCUCAGCACGGUGCACUACGACACUGAGCAUCACAGCAGCCCUGAGAACUUCGACCCCGGGAGAUUCCUGGACAGCGACGGCCAUUUCAAGAGGGCAGAGGCCUUCAUGCCUUUCUCAGCAGGGAAGCGGCUGUGCCUGGGAGAGGGCCUGGCCCGCAUGGAGCUCUUCCUCUUCCUCACCACCAUCCUGCAAGCCUUCACUCUCACCUCACCGGUGUCCCUGGCAGAGAUCAGCAUUGUGCCCGAUGCCAGUGGCGUCAGCCGUGUGCCCAUGAGAUACCAGCUCUUCAUGGUACCACGCCGAGCUUGAUAGUCUGCUUCACCCAUGCAGUUUCCCUUCUGCCGCACUCUUCAAACGCCCAGAGGG